This is a messenger RNA of Rhincodon typus (whale shark), 500 nucleotides long. RefSeq names its product zinc finger protein 664-like. NCBI's taxonomy places the organism in Eukaryota, Metazoa, Chordata, Chondrichthyes, Orectolobiformes, Rhincodontidae. The record is from RefSeq and is a predicted model, not a curated record. Gene Ontology annotation, biological process: regulation of transcription by RNA polymerase II. The transcript is spliced from 2 exons. The annotation marks the transcript as partial. Gene Ontology annotation, molecular function: DNA-binding transcription factor activity, RNA polymerase II-specific; RNA polymerase II cis-regulatory region sequence-specific DNA binding.
GCUUCAGCCAAUCAUCUGGCCUGUCUAAACACAAGCGCAGUCAUGUUAGGGAGAAGCUGUGUAAAUGUGGGGUCUGUGGAAAGGCAUUUGAUUUUCCCUGUGAGCUGGAAAUUCUUCAGCACCAUCACACUGGGGAGAGACUGUUCCUGUGUUCCGUGUGUGAGAAGGGUCUCCCAUUGUCAGCAUACUUGCUGCAACACCAGCGAGUUCACACUAGGGAGAGGCCGUUCACUUGCUCUGUUUGUGAGAAGGGCUUUACUAAUGUGUCCAACCUGCUGAGACACAAGCAGGUUCAUACUGAACUUACUCUACAUCAAUGCACUCACACUGGACAGAAGCCAUUCAUCUGCUUCAUGUGUCAGAAGAAGUUCACUCAAUCAUCUCGUCUUCGGUCACACCAGCAAGUUCAUACUGGGGAGAAACCAUAUGCCUGCUGCAAGUGUGAGAAGAAAUUUGCUCAUUCAUCCCAUCUGGUGAGACACCAGCGAUGUCACAAGUAG